Messenger RNA from Spirodela intermedia, 10630 nucleotides. The record is from the annotation of a GenBank genome assembly. NCBI's taxonomy places the organism in Eukaryota, Viridiplantae, Streptophyta, Magnoliopsida, Alismatales, Araceae.
AUGACGCCGAGUGUCCGCUCGUCGGGCUCUCUGCUCCUGAUCGGACUGUUGGUGCCUUGGCUCAUAUCGGCUUCCAAUGCCGCGGAGGAACAAGUCUUCGAUGUCCGUCGGCAUCUCUCCACCGUUACUGGGUGGGUGUCUCUCUUGCUUUCUGCCUUGCUCAGCGGGGAUUCAGACAUCACUGCCUGCGAUUUAGUUGGCUGUAGUUUGAUCAUAAUGAAGCCACGCCGGGUAUAUGCUCCAUUCAUCAAAGAGAAUGGCGGGAAGCAGAUUUACUGUUUUCCUAUGUUCGUUAAUAAUUCAUGGGUAUCGUUGCAUCUCUUUAACACGAGAGGAAGAAAACUAUCUCACGAGGGGAUCAUGGCUCCAAUUCAAGAUUUAAGGGUGGUUAACAUUCUUUUUUUUUUUAAUUGGCCGUUCAACCGUAUCAUCUUUAUCGAUGAUUCCUCAUACUUGUGACCCAUCAGUAGAAUCUAGGCUUUCCUCCUGCAGUGGUUUCCGGGAAGAAACUAAAAGUUGUCUUGUACUCCGCCAAGUUGGUUCUAGUUUCAUGUUCGGGUUGUCUGAUUUAUUGAUUUAAUCUUUCGUUCAUGUAGAUAUUCUGCUGCAAGAAACGUUUACGAUGGGACGUUUGUGAAUUCUUCAGUUCCUGAUGGUUGUAGUGCAGUUCACUUAAAUCUUGUGGUACGUUUCAUAUUAAAUACUCAGUUGCUUUAUUAUUGUAGCCGACUUCCGAAAGUCAUUCUAUCAUGAAAUUAAGUAUUUACCAUUGGAAGAUGAAUAUUCAGUGAUCACCUGGUUGGUGCUCAUCAAUUAUCUCCUGUUGCUUUAAUGACACAUGGUAGAAUUUUUUCCCAAGAAAUAAUGUCUUUUUUUAUACUGGAAAUCCUUUAUUUUCUUAAUUUCCUGUGUCCUCCAAUAGAAUGAAUAAAAUUAGCGUAUUUAUUAAAAAAAUAUGCCAAUUAUUCGGUCCCAUCACAGCUGCAUGCAUAGAUUGACCGAGCGAGAAUUUUUUUUCCGUAUGGCAUAUAUUUCUUGUAGUUGAAUCAUCAACUAAACCCUCUUUUCUAAGUUGAUAUGUAUUACUAGAAAAAUAUCUAACCGUUUCAUAGUUUUUCCAAAAUGCAAAAGUUAAUAAUUACUGGUCGUGCCUAUUGGAGUAAGGAUGUUCAGGAAUAAGUUUAUGAUUGGCUGAAGUAAAAACCACUCCAGUCUCAGGAGAGAACACAUGGUACUUUCAGACCACGUGCAGAGCCGGGGCUAGGCCUUUGGUACCCUACUAGCAUCUUUCUCUAAGACUAAACUUGUUUAUCAUGAGCAGGCCACACUAAAUGAAUACGUUGUGUGAUGGCUAUCUCCCAAAACACUGUGCUAUGUACUGUAUUGGAGCAGACUGAAGGCAACAGAUGCUUGGCUGAGUAUGUGUAAGCUGUGCAAGAUAUCUAUCGAUGUGAGGCCUCAGGGCAGGCUCCUUUUAUUGGUUUACUGUUCAGAAAGAUCGAUUUUCGUAUCACUCAAUCUCUAAGCUGAUGGGUUCAGCAGCAAUGAAGUUAUUUUCACCCCACCAUUCUUGUUUCCUUCUUUUAAAUUUGAGGUUAUAUGCUGUGUGCUCUCUUUUCAGUGACUGAUGCAUAAACAUAAUAUCUGGAGCAUGUUUUACUGUUUCAAUUGCUUCUGAUUGAGGAGCGGGACUAUUGAAUUCUGAUAAUUUGGAACUACAGGCAAGGCAUGGGGCCCGUUCUCCUACAAAGAAACGUAUUAAAGAAUUGGAUCGAUUGGCAAUUCGUUUGGAUAGUCUUCUAAAAGAUACUAAAAGAAUUACAGGAGAAAACGGAUUGGGCUUGCAGAAGAUACCAUCCUGGUUAUGGGAUUGGCAAUCUCCUUGGAAGGGAAGGGAGAAAGGAGGAGAGCUCAUCCAGCGAGGAGAGAAUGAGUUAUACAACCUCGGAAUCAGGAUCAGGGAAAGAUAUCCUGAUUUGUUUGAUGAGGAGUACCACCCUGACACUUUUAAUAUACGAGCAACACAGGUAUACUCCAUUCCUACGAGUCUUCUCUUAGUUCAUCUACCCUAUAAAAAAUGAUGUCCAUAUAUUGACUUUCAUCUUAGUUUCGAAAGCAUGGCAAUCACGUUUGGCGAACGUCAUUAGGAAUUUUCUCAAAACAAGUGUGACCUUGUGAUCGAGUAUAUGGAUCGAUAAAUGACAGAAUAUAACCUUGUGGCAGGGUCUGCUGUGGCUAGAAAAAAAUGCAUCAAGAAAGGAACUCCAUCGUAUUGGUUUCAUUGUCUUCUUUUAAUCAAGGAAUAAAGUAGUGACACCUUCCACAACGAUGAUUGAUAGCCGUUGAAUGCUUGCAUAGAACAGAAAAUCCUGAAAUAAACAGACUUUCGGCCACUAUGAUGGAUUUCUUUGGUCUCUUCUGCUAAUCAAGGUAUAUUAUGAUCAUAAUUAACAAGUUGCUUAAGUGCAGCUAACUCGACAGCACCAUUGGUUGGCAUAGGUAAUGGAAAGCCUUACUGAUUUUUGGAAAGUUGGUACCUUUGAAGAGUUUGGCUUGGGCUAAACUUAGGUCUCUAGUCCCCCAUUUCCUGUGCACUCAAUAUUUCAGUGUUUAAACAGUCUAACCCCCCUUCUCCCACCACCAUCCUUCCUCCAUUUCUCCUGGUUCCAUGCUGUCUUACACCGCAGACUUCUCGCCGGCCACUCAUUUCUGACGUUCGCUUACUAUUUGUCACUCAUAGUUUCGUUGGCAAUCUUUAGUCUUUCACUGUAGGUUUGACCUCUCUCCAGCCUUCCCUUCACUGUCUCUCGUCUGAUGCGCCCAUACCCUCACACCCCCAUCACUGGUGCUAAUAGUUGAUACCACACAUUCUAGAGAUGUUCUUUUCUUUCUCUUGAUUUUCUAAUAAACUGCAGUACCAUCAAAUUAAGGCAACGAGUCUACAGGUUCAUAUUGACUUUCAGAAUUUACGUUGAUUACCAUUAACCAAUUCAAUCUAUAUUUCAGCCACUUUCAGAAUAUAUGAUUUAAAAAUAAAUAAAUAUACACAUAUACUUUAUCAUUGUUUUAAGUUCUUUCGUAGUUUGUUUCCUUAUGACCAAGUAUUUUAUAUUUUCUUGGUUCAUAAGAAUUGAUCCAAUAGUUCUGGAUAUGAUGCUUGUGUGACUUGCAUCUGUUCUUUAAUAAUGCAGGUUCCUCGAGCAUCUGCAAGUGCUGUAGCAUUUGGCAUGGGGUUGUUUUCUGGGAAAGGAAAUCUUGGUCCAGGGUCUCAUCGUGCCUUUUCUGUGAUCAGUGAAAGUCGAGCAAGUGACAUAUGGUUGAGAUUUUAUGAAUCUUGUGAAACAUACAAGGUAAGGAUAGUAUUUUAAAGAAUGUAUUUUAUUAUUUUUAUGCAGACCCUUGGGGCUCGUCAGAUCUUCACUUGAUAUAUAAAUGAGUUGCCCGCUAAUUUGAAAAGAGGAAGAAGAACUGUAUGGGAGGAGUGCUAUCCAAUUUGUCUAUCUAAAUGCUUAGAAUAUUGCUACAGUUUUUUUGAAAUAAGUGUUAGCAUUCAGCAUAUGUGAAUAAGAGCUAUAGUGUUAGUAAAUAAGUGCUACAGAAUUUUAUUCAACGAUUCAAUUAUCAUUAGACCAGAAUUAGCUCAUCUGAUUUUUCUUCUGCAACUCUCUGUCACUUUCCUAAUUUUCUUAAUUCAAAUUCAUGGAUUUUUAUGUUCAAUGAAAAUUGAAACAAUGGGAUGACGUUUAGAGUAAGUGUUCCAAUUGAGUCCUGGAAAUUCCAUAAUGAGCUAAUUUUUGGCAACCUUAAUCUGCAAGUAAAUUAUAUCAUGGAUAUGAAGUUGAAUAUUGUUAAGAUAUCCUUCUACGAAAUGUCAGGAGUUAUGGCAAUGGAGUCAGAGUUAUCAAUUCAAUCAUUAUUGAAAUGUCAAAAUUCAUAAAAUGGCAUCGGAGGACACUUUUAGUGUCUAAAAUAUAUGGACAUAAGGACUACUGUUGAGUAUCAGUCGUUUGUUGGAUUCUGAAUUCCUGGAUACUAUAUGGUUGUAGUGAGCGGACUAUGUAUCUUGAUGCCCACAUGGGACUAAGCCCCAGAAUUUCCAGUCUCACGUGUGUUAGGUGACCACUUUUUCUAGUCUUAUGCGAAUAAUGGCUAGACUUCAAAUCUAAGAGUAGUCAUUUGUUAUUCAGGCUACUCGUGCUACAAAAAAUGUUUCUGUGGAGUCCCCAGUCUUUUGGGAAAAAGCAUCCCUUUAGUAUUUGUGCGGUGUUAGAAGUUCUUGCUGAAGGAAAUUAUUUGACCAAGGUGGUCCUAUAUGAAAGCUUUUGGACCUUAUGAAUUCAAUAGUUUUCCCCUGGUUUUUGGGAAUAUAAAGUGUUGGGGCGAGCAUCUUGUUUAUUGAAGCACCUGCAAAAUGAGGAUUGAGUAAUGUUACCCCCAACUCUAGUUUUUCCAUCAAGAAACGGCGAUACAUAUGUGGAAAAUGAGGAUUGAACAACUCUAGUUUUUUACAUACGUUAUCUUUUAGGUUUUUAUUAAGGUAUUUGUAGCAAAUACCUGGCACAGUUGUUUUUUCUUUUCAUAUAUAUUUUCAUUGUUCAGGAAUAUAGGAAAAGUCAGGAGCCGGCUGUGGAUAAACUUAAAGAGCCAAUUUUAAAUGAAAUCACAUCUUCAUUAACCAGUCGUUACCAGUUGAAUUUUACGGUGCAGGAUAUUGCUUCCCUGUGGUUUCUCUGCAAGCAGGUAAAAGUCCAGUCACCUAUGUCUUGUUUGGGAACGCCCUUUCUAAAUUUGGCAUAUUUGAUUUUUGACCACUUAUCUCAUGCAGGAAGCUUCUUUGCUGGACAUCACUGAUCAAGCCUGUGGUCUUUUCAAUUCUAAUCAGGUACUUGCUGUAAUGACCCUAUUAUGAUUCAAUUUUAUAGUUGUCUUAUUUUGUACUUAAUUAUCUGGUUAUGCUCCCCUGAGAAAAUACAAACAAUUAAGCCUAUGGGAUGGGAAAUUGCAGCGCAGGGAGGAUAACCAGAUACCGUUUUGGUAGAUUGAACAAGAAAUCUAUUGAUCAAUUUAUUUGAAAGAGCCAUAUAUCCUACUAUGAAUUUUGGUUCUGUUUGGAAGAUCGCUUGCUAGAUACAUGGAAUGCAUGCUAUUUAGAAAGAAAAAAAUACUAAAUCUUGUGUAACCAACGGAUAAUAACCUUAAUCUUGCUUACAACUAUUUCUGCCCUCUUAAAUGGUCGCUUUCUUCAGCUUGUGUCUAAUUCAACCAAAAAACAUUCGAGAUAUUAUUUCUUUUUAGCUCAUUGACGUUUUUCUUUGUAACUUGGUUUUCGAUUUGAUCUUGUGUGGUCCUACUACUACUUUUCCUCAGUAUUUACAAAUCGGACAUUGUCAGAGCUCCUGUAUUUUAGUUUAGUCCAUCCUAACAAUUUGACAAUUGAUUUGAUUUUUAGUGGUUCUAAUAAUGUUUCACCUCAGUAUCAUCGCCACAUAUACUUUAUUUACAGUGUGACUUGCAUGGAGUUUGAUUUAUCAUAGCUGUCUCUAUUGAUACAUAUUUUUCUAUCAUUGUGGAAGUGUUUCCUUUUGUCCUUUUGCCAAGUAUCUUCACCAAAUAGUAAUGUACCUCGUAAAACAUCAAUGCAUACUAUUAAAUCACAACAACUUGUCCUCGCAGAAGAGUACACAAAUUAUAGUUCCUUGUCAUUUUCAUGUCAAAUAUAUCUCAAUUUUACCACGAUGCUAUUUCUUUUUGUAUUGACGUCAUGAUGGCGUAGUUUGCAUUUGCAGUAAAAUCAUAGCGGACACAAUAUUUAUACAAAGAAUGGGGCACUCAUAGAGUUCCGGCCUUGUACUAUAGCUUCAGCAUGCUUUCAAAUCAGGAAUUUAAUUAUUUCAGUUAGUACAAACAGGGAACUUUUUUCUGUUUGUAUUAAACGGAAGGUGAUAAAUGUGAGAUUGUGGUUUUCGUAGCUCUUUCUUUUUUAUUAGAUGAAAAAAAUCAAUAUAUUCUGUAAUUGCUGCCCUACAAGCUGUGAUAUGGUUUUUCUAGGUGUCCUUACUUGAAUGGACAGACGAUUUGGAGGUCUUUGUUCUCAAGGGCUAUGGCGAAGCAGUAAAUUAUCGUAUGGGCAUACCAUUGCUUCGAGAUGUUGUGCAAUCAAUGGAGCAGGCCAUUCUUGCUAAAGAAGGUUUGAUAUUUUUUUGGUUGUUAUCCUCAACUUCAACUUCUGUGUAUACCUCUCUCAAUAUCCUUCUUAGGACUUAAGACUCUGGGGUCUUGAACAAUGCUAAGGUUCCUAUUCUUUUUUUAUUUAAUAUACGUCUGGGCCAAACUGCAGAAAUUCUAUCUGACUGCUUUAUUUUCUGUAAAACCUUUAUGAUUGCAACUUGGUAGCUUAUGGCAAUGAAGCUGCUUCAUUUUAUCCGGUAAUGACUAGAUCGCUCAUACAGAGAUUGUUGAGUCAAUCCUGGGCCAGCCAUAAUUGUACUAGUCAAUUCAAUCAUAAUUUUGAUAACUAGGUGAAGCUUUUCAAAAACUCGUAUGGGAGGCAGGUGGGUUGUCCAGAUAGUUCUGCCUUAGUCUUAAGUCAUUGUCGAUGUGUGAACUUACAGCUCGUGUGAUUUUUUGUCUUUUAAUGAUGACAUUCUUCUUAUUUGAUUGCAAGAUCAUUUUCUUCACUCUUGUCUUUGCUGCUGAAGUUUACAUUUAUGUAUUGAUGAACGAAGCUGUUUUUUUAAGUCUAGGAAGUUUUAGGCUUUUCUUUCUAUAGCAAAUAAUUUUCCCACAGCUAUUGGUAAUUCAUGAUUCUUUUUGGAUGCUUCAGAGAAUCGUAAGACUUAUGAGAAGGCAAAACUUCGUUUUGCUCAUGCAGAGACUGUAGUGCCUUUCAGCUGCCUUCUUGGACUCUUCCUCGAAGGAUCUGGUGAGUUCUUUCUGUAGACCGCGUGGGAUAUGAAUACCUUCCUGUUUAAAUUAACGUCUCAUCAACUGCAAUUUUCAAAAUUUUAGAAUUUGAGCAAAUACAACGGGAAGAACCACUGGCUCUACCUCCAAAGCCUCCCCAGAAAAGAAACUGGAUGGGCAGCAAUGUAGCUCCUUUUUCUGGGAACAAUAUGUUAGUUUUGUAUAGCUGUCCCAGUGCUAAGAAUAAUGGCAAUUCACGAGUUGAAACCCAAGGAAACGAUUAUUUUGUGCAUGUUCUGCAUAAUGAAGUUCCCAUUUCGAUGCCUGUAAGUUUAUCUUGAACUUCACUUUGUUUCCUUUUUUACAUUUUUUUAAAUUUAAAUUCUGAAUUCCCUAACUACGUUCCUGACGACUUACAUUAAAUCCAGACUACAUGAGUCAUUUUCCUCGAACGUUUUGUUUUCUGUUGAAAUCAGCGCACGGAAAAAAUGCCACAUAUUUUGCCAAUUGGGCGCAGUGUGUCAAUAUUGGAGGUGAAAAUGAAUUGGGUCGGGUUGAGUUGACAUUGGGGUUAUCAGGGUAAUAUGCCCGUCCUUAUCCUGGCUGGAGCCAACUUAGGAUCAUUAUUGUCUGACACAUCUGCCACUAGUCAGGGGUGGUACAGGUGAAUCAAGAUGCAACCGGGUUCAAUGAAUGGAUUAUAUUCAAGAAACUAUGCAGAUUCCAAUAUGAACUAAAUAUACGGUGUGUUGAGUCAUAUUCUUGUCAAAUUGUUUUGCCACUAUUCAAAGAUGAACGUUGGGCAUCUAAUUUGCAAUGUUGUCCUGUCAUUUUUGGUUCAUAGUUAUGUUGAAAAUCGCCAUUUUUAGUCAAGAAAGAUGGGCUAUAUAAAUUGGGCGUUGUUUCUUCAGGUGGCUGGUGUGAGAAUUAGGAGUAAGGUCAUUAAAAUCGAGGCCUGCCAGCUAAGCACUUGAUGUUUUAUUAAACCUAGAUUUGUCCUCGAGGAGUUGGUCAAUAUUUUACUAGCAAACUUUCAGGCUAGUUUGCCAGCAAAGGGGGUGCAUGAUGAUAGAUAUACUAUUAAAUGAUUAGACAUCCAAAUCUCGUUAAGACUGGAUAUAUCUUCAUCUCUGAGCGUAUUGCUGAGGUCAUGGAUUUGAGAAUAUCCAUAACUCAGACAUAGCAUUCUAGUCGUUUGGUGUCUUGAGAAUUUGACGUUUUAAAGGUCACGAACCUGUUGUAUGUAGCAUAUGCUAUGAGUUCUCUAUCAUAUCCUAAUGCAAGCAAGCUAUGGCUAUCCUUUUCUUUACCCCCCCAAAAUUUUGCAGUCCUGAGAGAGAAUUCUCUCAUAGUCACAUUAUCUAGGGGGGGAGUUUUGUUGAUGAAGUAAAAUAUUGGUACUUAGCUCCAAAAUACUCUUGCAUAAGACGGGGCCUCAUGUGUAGUAACAGGAAGGCAGAAAGAAAUAUUAAGUACAGCGGAGAUCCAAUAAUCCAUUUUUGGGUAGAAUUAUUAAUCGGAAGUUUCUAACCUCUAAAAGGUGUGUAUUUUCUUCUCCAACAAUUUCUAAUCCACCUAAAUAAUUCUUUUAGUUUAUAUUGAUGUUAAUACACAAGCAUCAGAGAGGGAAAAUGACUCAAACUAAAGGUAUUCACUAAGAAUUUGAGGUUUAUAUUGAUGUUAGAUCAUAUGGCUACUAAAAGUAUUUGAGGUUUCUCAAGUAUUGUGCCUUUGAACGCCCUUCAAGAUUCUCUCAGAUAUACUUGACCAUUUUUUCUCGAGAAAUCUCCUUAUUUUGUAGCCAUUAGCUUACAGCCCAUAUCGAUUUUGCAUCAUAUUCGCAUGGAAAGUAAGCUUAAAGCCUAACUCAAUUUAUAUUUUAUUUAAUAAAUUUUGAGAAGAAGAGGGAUGAUGCAAGGCUUAAAAUGAAUAAUCCACUAUGAUAACUAGAAACAAACCUCCAUUGAAAGGGUAUCAAUAUCUAUCCUUUUUAAAUUAAUAUGAUCGAAACUAAUUUUCUAUGGGGACUCAUGGCGUUCAAGAUUAGGGCUGCGAUUUAUUUCUUUUGUUCUUCGGGUUUGGAUUCAUGACUGUGCUUUUUCAUUGAGUAUAAUAUAUUUUUAGGGACUCUUUAGGAUUUUCCUCAGUUGGACCACUGAACUGUUUUCAUGAGAGUUCCCUUUUCAUAUCCCAAAAAAUUGAAGGAAUGUUCAUGAAGAUUUACGGCCACAUGAUUUCAUACUUCUCGUUAAAUGUUUCUUAUAAAUAUAGUCUCCUCCGUCACCUAUUCUCCAUUCUCAUCUACCUUUGGCAAACUGAAGACUCAUCCACAACAUAAGAGCCCUUUCUUUAUCCUCUCUCCAGAUCUCUUUUCACUUCUUACAAACCCUCCCCAUUUUGUAUAUUUCUUCAGAAAAUUCCUGCAUUCUUGUACAUUAUUUCCAUCAUUUCAUCAUAACCUUUCUGCAUCUGUCUCAUCAUCGUUCAAGUGUCAAUUCUCUGUCUACUUAUCCAUCUCCUCUUUCUCGUAUUUCUGCUUUUUUCCCAAGAAGAGUGGGAAGCUCAACUACCAUUACCAUGGUGGAUGAUAGUUGGUGAUUGCCUUUGAGGCAUGGGUCAGCAUAGAUAUCAGAGAUUUGAAGAUGGGUCUUGGUUGUGGCGUUUCACCUUUGCAUGAAUAUGGUAGCUAUAUAUAAUAAAUACGCCACCUCUAACAAAAUUGCCCAAAUGGCACAGUCCUUUUCUCCUACCUGAUAUGGUUAUAAUCGUCAUUUCUAAUCCAUUUUAUUAUGUUUCGUCUCAAAAUUGAUGCUGCUUUUCAUUCUUCAUCAAAUAAUCUAUUAGUGGGAUGUGGGAGAUUCCUGAAAUACCCCAUUUAAGAUGUCUUAAAUUAUUGUUUUAUUUUUUUUUGGAGCGUUGGGGGAAGUCAGGAGAGCAUAUCAUCCUUUGUGAGAUAACGGUGAACCCUAGGAUCCAAAAAUUCUUUGAUAGCAAAAGGUUCUGAUUGCCCCAUAAAUGUAGCUCUGGGGUGUCCCAGAAUUCUGCCGACGAGUCUUCUCCUUCACUGAAGCUCAUAGUUUGAUGGGCCAAUCCCACACACCAGUAAACAGGACAAGCAGUCCAAAUCCUGCCUAUUUGAUGAAUCUUUACAUGGGUUUUAAUCUUUACUGAGUGGUUAAUCUUUACAUGGGUUUUAAUUCGUCUUUUUCCACAUCUUUUUCAGAUAUCGGAUUGAUGCUCUUCUCCGUAAAGUUUUAUCAUAGCUAUUAUAUAGCCCAUGCAUGAGACUCUUGUAUUCUGCUUUUUCUUUCUUAUUUUUUUAUUUUUAAUUUGAAUUUUACAGAUUAAUGAUUCUUGCAUGGCUAAGUUCUAAUCUUUCAAACAAGCCUGAUGCGCUACCUUUUCUGGAUAGGGUUGUGGCAGCACGUCCUUUUGUCCUUUUGAGGUCUUCAAGGUACUAACACCCCGUGUUUUUUUUCCCUGAUUUAGUAAUUACUUCCUAAUUAUUCUCUGCAGUUACAUUCAUAUUUACCUUUUUUAGGAAAAAAUUGUGAACCCUCAUCUGAAGCAUGAGUUCGAAUCAAUCUGCAACACCAGGCCAGAAUCCCCUGCACCCAAGUCAGGAUCAAAGCCCCUGACAUUUACUCGAAAGCUGUCGAUGUUCUUCCGCUGGCUGUUCUUUCUCGAGGAUUCCCGCAUCUAUGGCCACAAUCACGAGGAACUAUGA